AUGGUCGAUUCACUAAAGUUCAAGACAACUAUCAUAUCCUACUUCACCAAAAAUGAUUUCAGAAUCGAUUUGUUAGCUCAAAAACUGAAAAGUGGUGGUCAUUUAAUGAACGAGUGGCUCCAAGAAGCAAAAAUUGAAUCAAUGGAUAAUUCAUUGCAUGAUUUACUUUACAUGCCUAUUCAAAGGCUCAUCAGAUAUCCACUGCUUAUUAAAGACUUAAUAAAUUCGCUUGGUUUGCGAAAUGAUUCAUUGAAGCAUGACAUUCAUUUAUCAUUGAUAAAAGUUAACCAACUUAUUGCGAAAUGUAACAAUCAGCCUUCAGUGACCACAUGGAAAGAAUUGAAACAGUUUGAGUCCGAAAAAUCUUCUUUCUUCCCAUCAAGAAGUCUAGCCAUAAAUGACUUUGAUCAGGAACCUUUGGCAACGGCUGAUGAUAUGAAACUAACCAUUACCGGUAAAAAUAGUGAGAAGGUUACCUACGGUAAAGUAGAGGACAUUACUAAGUCUGGAAACAUUAUCACACGUCAAAAAGGUGACUACACCACGCUCAUUCACAUUUUCAAGGAGAAAUACCAAAACUUGAAAAAUUUAGAGACUGGAAUCAUUAGUCUUAAAGUUACCUUAUUGAAUUUUAUGAAGUCUCAAUUAAGAUAUUCUGAUUUAUGGCUGCUGUUUCUCGACGAAGAAAAUCCAGAAACAGAUAAACGAUUCAUUACUUCCAUAUACUCAAGUUUCUCUGAGAAGCUCAAACACCAAAUGGAGCUCACACUGAGCAUCGUUGAUAAAAUAGAUAAAUUAGUUAUCCAGCCACUAGCGCAAGCACUAGAAUGCUGCGAUGACGUUAGAGCUCUUGUAAAAACCCACAGGAAGUAUAGAAGUGCAUACAUCGAAUACAUUAGAUACUGUGGUGCAAAUUCUAAGCAGGGAAUUAUCAGUCAAAGAAAAUUUCAUAAGGCACAAACAUGCAUAAAGAUAGAGAACAGCAUAAAAGAGAAGGUGCCUCGCCUUCUUGACUUCCAAGAUGAAUUUGUUGUAGCAAUUCUUGCUAGUUUGAAUGAAUUCUGUUGCAAUUGGUAUUUUGUGUUAAUUGGUCAGCGCUCAUUUGAUGAGUAUAAUCGUCUCUUGGGAGCAAGCAAUGAUGAGGAGCAAUUAUCUGCUCACCAAGAUAUUGUGAGCUCGUAUAAACGCACGCUCUUUUUGACUAAGCUGGCUAUCAUGGAAGCUAGUGAUUCAUACCCAGAUCAUGCCUUCUUCUUCGCGUAG
Messenger RNA from Priceomyces carsonii, 1263 nucleotides. RefSeq names its product Fav1p (gene FAV1). Lineage: Eukaryota; Fungi; Ascomycota; Pichiomycetes; Serinales; Debaryomycetaceae. Bases 1 to 1263 code for a protein of 420 amino acids. The transcript has a single exon. The record is from RefSeq and is a predicted model, not a curated record. Gene Ontology annotation, molecular function: guanyl-nucleotide exchange factor activity.